AUGGCAACCUCCAUGUUCUCCAACUUUACCUCUGCGGAUCGCCGCAAGAGAUUAGUAACCUACGGCAAGCCGUCGCGACUAUCGACGACCCCGGCACCAGCACCCGCUUCAAACGACGACGCGCCAUCGCCCGAGCGACCGCGAAAACAUACCGCGACCUCCAAUGGGACGUUGAAAAGGCCAGGAGGGAUCGGAACUAAUCUAAAAGCUGCUAGCAGUUCAGGCGGCGCGCGUGCGAACACUGGGAGUCCCGAUAUCUACGAUGUACCCUCCGAAGACGAUUUUGUCGCGCGCUCCAUCAAACCUGCAAGGAAAUAUCCAACAAGGGAUAGACCACCUGGAGACGUUUUUGAGGUCCCUCUCUCAGAAGACGAUGCUCCUGCGCCAAGUCGAAGACCCGUCAAGGCUGUACAGCCGUCGCGCAAGCUUGCGACAGUGAAGAAAGCAGUUGCCGCCGUUGAAGAACCGCAAAAGCCCGUACAGCUGCCAAAAUCAGCACGAGUACCCCAACCUCCAUCCGAUGACCCUGUGGCGCCUCUCGUACGACGCAGAAAGACACCCCAGCCUGUGCAGAAAGCGAAGCAAGAUACACAGAAUAGGGAACAGGAACAACAACCGGUAGUGGUUGCGAAGCCAAAGGCAUCUUCACGGGCUGUCACUCCUGCUCUGUCUACAUCAAAGGCUCGGAAGGAUGCAAAGUCCACGUUGGGAUCAGCCCUUACAAAGGCAUCGGUACAAACAUCGGCGAUGAAGAAAUUAGAAGAUCCGGACGUGUACGAUGUGCCUUCUUCAGACGAAGAAGAACGUUUGCCGACCCGACAACCAGUCCGUCGAAUUCCAGCAGCAAAAUCGAAAGCCCCAACAAAGUCGCUGAAAGCAAGUACCGAAGCCCACAAAAGCUCCGUAGAGUCUGAUGGUUCGAAUACAUCAAAGAAGCGGAAGCGCAAAGGGUCCAUAUCUUCGGUGACUACCGUGAAGCCAACAAUCGAGCGAAAGCGAGAACCAUCGGUACCUCAACGUAAUCACAAAUACCAGAAGAAAGAAGAUAGUAUAUCACCGGGGCUUGAUAUGCCACACAAGCCCGAUGUAACUGCUGCGCCAGAGGUUCAAACUGCAAUACUCACGGUCAACAAACCCAGGAGGACGCGAUUACGCACAGUACCUGUGCUUGCACGGCCGGCCAUAUCGAAGGGACAAUCAUCACCAGCUGCACUGCAUACUAUGCUCCCUACGCGCCCUCUAUCCAAGCCGUCUCCUAUUGCCGAAGUGCCUGAGGUCACGGCACUGGAAGAUGAAACCAUGUAUGCUAUUCCAGAUCCGUUAGCCACGCCUGUCCGUUCUUCAAAGAUGGUCCCCCCAGGCUCAGUAACACCGCGCCAAAAAGCGCUGUUUAGCAGCUUGUUGGGCGAAUCUUCCUCGUCAACCCGUAUGCCGGGUAUAUCUACACUGCAGCUAGCGGAUCGGAGCCCGAGGCCGCUUCUUGGGGCCUUGUCGAGGUCAAAGUCUGACCUCACUUGCAGUGCUCAGGUCCGGAAGCCUAGACUCAUUGAUACAAUUAAGCGUGCUGAGACUAGCUCGGACGAUGAGGAUGAAGACGACGAUAGCACGAGCGACAGCGAUGAAACCACUGCAGAGAUAUUUCAUAACGGAAGUGCGAUCGAAAAGCCACCAACCACUCGACAUUCUGCUGCUAUUUUAUCUGAUGGCAUGGAUGUCGCCGAUAUAGCUGCGGCCUCGCAAACAUCACAGCCUACUUCUGGCCCCGGAACCAGCGCUAAGCUCACGUAUGCAAAGGCUCGGUCUUAUCUGGAAGAAGCUAAUCCUGAGGAUGCUCUCCUAAUCUCAAUGGAUCUUGAUGACAACCUAGGCUUCGACUCACAGAGGAAAGACUGCAUGUCGGAGGACGAAGAUGAUCCCACUAAUCAGGUUCAAGCUCAUCACGAGCUUAAAAGACAAGGCCAACAGAAAGCAUUCCAUUGGGAGGCGGAGAUGUCGAUCGACGACAUCUCCAACAAGACAAGCAACGGCAUUCGCCGCAGUGCAAUGUUGGAGCUUUGCACCAAGAUGGCUGACACAACGUUCACUAACCAGCUUCUCGACUCGUCCUUGGCCCACCAAUUCUUCAGCAAUAUGUCCUCGAACGGAGAGGUAGUUUUCGACUUUGCCACCACUAUCGCUCUUAUCUUCGUCUUCAGGACCAAUCCUACCUACACUGUUCUAGAUCAGAUUCACCGAACUGGCAUCAUUACAGCCCUAAUCAAUCUUGCAGACAAUGAUAUGGAUAUUCAGAGAAUCGCAAAAGAUCGGAAGACAAAUUUGUCGAAGAUAGCACAAGAAUCUGUGCUAAAAUUUCGCACUCUCGUACAUGAAUCUUCUAUCUGGCACUCAGAGAAGCCCGACAAACUGUCACCACAGCUUGUCGCUUUGAAGGCCUUUGACUCGCUCAUAGUUGGUCUUCGAAAGUCUGAUAGUCGCGAGCCGCUGGUCAGUCAGGCGGAGAUCUCGAGACUGGUAGACAUGACCUCGAAACCGUACGAGCUAGUGAAAUCUGGCACGGGAUCGACACAUGAUACUCUGGUCCUAAACUCGAUUCUUUCAAUACUUGAAUCUGUCUCCGUCGCAGGACAGAAGCAACCGGUAUGGUCUAUCGGCAUUCUUCAACGCUUGGCGGAUCUGUUACCCGUCUUCUUUGGACAUGACACUGUCUCAUCCACCAUGCUAGCUGUGAAGCUCUGCAUGAACCUGACGAACAACAAGCCUAAAGCCUGCCAACCAUUUUCGGGGACGACGUUCGUUCGCCCUCUUGUGGCAUCCAUCAUUUACAACUUCGAACUUCUCAAUGCUGGUAUAGGGUUGGAGCAGCGAACGGAGGUGCUAGAGAGUCUAAUACUUAGCUUGGGCGCCAUGAUUAACCUGGCGGAACUCAGCGAUUCAGCAAGGUGCAAUGUGGACGACGGGGAUCAAGCGAUUGGUACCCUGGUCCGGAUUUUCCUUGAGGGAUCAGAACGCGCAUCUCAAGCUAAAUCGAUGGAAGAGUCUCACUCUAGCGUAGCUGUCGGCUACCUUACGGUACUUCUCGGCAACCUUUGUCUCAAUAGCAUUGUAGGAGCCAAGAUCCGCACGCAGCUUCCAGACCAGCGACUCGAUAUGCUCAUCGAUAAGAUCAAAGAGUUCGUCCAGUUCCAUGAGCGCGUCGAUCGCAAGACUAGGCAGUUCGAUGGAGAAGAAGGCCAGGAGACAUGGCAGAACUACAUUGCUCGUCUGAUGCUUGUAGUUGAAAAGUUGGAGAAAGCAGAGGCGCAAUAG
This is a messenger RNA of Cucurbitaria berberidis CBS 394.84, 3306 nucleotides long. RefSeq lists its product as uncharacterized. NCBI's taxonomy places the organism in Eukaryota, Fungi, Ascomycota, Dothideomycetes, Pleosporales, Cucurbitariaceae. The record is from RefSeq and is a predicted model, not a curated record. Bases 1 to 3306 code for a protein of 1101 amino acids. Gene Ontology annotation, biological process: regulation of chromosome condensation. The transcript has 2 exons.